Messenger RNA from Kluyveromyces lactis, 726 nucleotides. RefSeq names its product Hri1p (gene HRI1). The coding region runs from base 1 to 726 and encodes 241 amino acids. NCBI's taxonomy places the organism in Eukaryota, Fungi, Ascomycota, Saccharomycetes, Saccharomycetales, Saccharomycetaceae. The transcript has a single exon. The record is from RefSeq and is a predicted model, not a curated record.
AUGGUUUCAUUGACAAAGAGAGUAUUAUUUGAAGUUAUUCCGAAUCCACCUGAUGAGACGACUUUGACUUUAUCCUCUACCACCAACAAAGGUCACUACAUAUCCGUUAGACCUUUCGUCAAUGCUGAAGGUAAGGAAUUCCCAUUUGAAUGGGCUUUUGGUGGUACAUCUGAUCACAUUGAAUUGAAAAAAAUCAAUGAGAGAGCCAACUCCUUAAACUUCAAUUUUAAGUUCGAUACAAAUGUGAAGUUGAAUGUUCCAGAAACUCAUCGUGGUGUUAUCAAAACCGUCUUCAAGACUUGGGAUUCCGGUUUGGUUGAAGAAACUGGUUCUGUUUUCCCAUGGGGAACCGAAGGUACGGAAGUCAAGUUCAGAGAACUUUGGCAACCGGUGGAUCCAACAAGACUUGAAUUUGUCGAGUUAAACAAUGAAAAGGACGUAGAUCAAGCUGCUAAUUCUAUUGCAUUAAGUGUAGAUAAUGAGGAAUAUGAAGGUUUAGUCAUCGUUGUUGGAAGAUGGAUCCAAGGUAUCCUAUUUAAGAAAGGUGUUAACACUCUAGAUGGGAUCAAUUUGUUUAGAUCUCAAAUUGAUGAGAAAAACUCCAUUGUAUCUCUCGUUAAGUUCGGUGCGGAUGCUGACAAGUUCCCACAAGAGGUCUUAUUGAAUGAAGGCUCUAUCACUACCUCAAAGGGCUUGGAAUGGUCUGUAAUUGAAUCAAACUUAUGA